Puntigrus tetrazona (Sumatra barb) is the source of this 1592-nucleotide messenger RNA. RefSeq names its product E3 SUMO-protein ligase ZBED1-like. The record is from RefSeq and is a predicted model, not a curated record. Bases 75 to 1133 code for a protein of 352 amino acids. The transcript is spliced from 2 exons. Gene Ontology annotation, molecular function: protein dimerization activity. Lineage: Eukaryota; Metazoa; Chordata; Actinopteri; Cypriniformes; Cyprinidae.
AGUUUCUUGAUGUUGCAAAUGAGUGGGAGAUAACGGACAAAGUCACUACUAUAGGGACUGACAGUGCUCCUAAUAUGACUGCUGCAGCAAGAAGUUUACCGUUCGAACAUAUUCCUUGUGUGGCGCACAUUAUACAAAGGGUUAUCGCCAUGGCUUUUCGGGACAGCGGAUUUGACAGCGUUUUAGCCAAGUGCCGUAAAAUAGUCGGACAUUUCAAGCAUAGUCCCGCGAACACUGCAGAGCUGAAAGCUCUUCAAGUCUCCCAUGGACUAGCAGAGGAGUCUCUUGUUCAGGAUGUACCGACGCGCUGGAAUUCAACUCUUGAAAUGAUAAGGCGACUUCAACACAAUAAAGAUCCAGUAAGUGCAGCACUGGCACAGCAGAAGCAUAAGUUAGCGAUGCUAACCUCAGCUGAUUACGACAGAUUGGCAAAGCUGGAAACAUUGCUGGAACCUUGCAGGUACAUCACUGAGCUCCUAGGAGGUGAAAAGUAUGUAUCCUGCUCUGUGGUGCUACCUGGGCUGUGCCAUCUCCUGCGUACAAUGGAGGUUUCUGAUGUUGACCCUGCCUACAUAGUGCGCUUCAAGGCUUCAUUCACAAAGGAUCUCAACAAGCGGAAGGAGAGCUCAAAUAUGUGGUGGUUAAAGAUAGCAACAGCUCUAGACCCCAGGUUCAAGCACCUUAGGUGCUUGCCCAAAUCAGAGAGGGGAGAGGUGUGGCAAAAGCUGAGUGUGAUGCUGAAGGAUGGAGAACCUGCUCCACAGAGCUCUGGAGCAGUAGAAGACCCAGAGCCACCAAAGAAGAAAAUGGCCCUCCUAAUGAUGGGAUCAGAGUCAGAGUCUGAUGAUGAGGCUGUGUCCACAGAUAAAUGUCUGGAAAGGUACAAGGGAGAGCCCUAUGCCAGCAUAGACACAUGUCCACUACAGUGGUGGUCAGCACACUCAGGGGCCCAUCCUAAGCUGGCCCAUAUGGCAAAAAGGUAUUUGGCUACACAUGCCUCAACAGUGCCAUGUGAGAGACUGUUCUCUUUGGCAGGCCACAUUGUGCAGAAGAAGAGGUCAGCUCUUUCAUCUGAAAAUGUUAAUAAGUUAGUCUGUCUGAGCAACUGGCUGAAAGAAGAGGAUGUUGUGUGAUUGGUUAGAAGGAGGAAUGUUGCACAGAUGCACACUCUAGAGACUGUUCAUUUUGUCUCUGUACAGACACUUAAUUUCUAAAAUAGACCUGAUUGUUAAGAUGUUAACUGGAGGAUCGGUCUCUUUGAAGUAGUUUUAUUAUACAUUUUUUUAUUUUGGAUGAAGAAUGUAGAGACUGUUUAUUUUGUAUUUUUGCAGACUUUCAUUUCUGAAGUAGUAUUAUAAUAGAAAUGUUAAUUGUUGAGAUAAUAAAACUGGAAGAUCUGUUUCCUUAAACUAGUAUGACAUGCAUUUCUUUAUUUCAACACAUUUACAGGGAAAUCUUUGUAUUUUAAAUUUGCGAUUAAUCGUGAUUAAUCACAGUCCGUCAGUGUGAUUAACUUGAUUAAAUUUUUUAAUCGAUUGACAGCACUAAUACAUAUACAUAUAUAUAUAUACACAUAUAUACAUAUAUAUAUA